Messenger RNA from Adelges cooleyi (spruce gall adelgid), 3187 nucleotides. Its product is annotated as sodium-dependent nutrient amino acid transporter 1-like. Gene Ontology annotation, biological process: sodium ion transmembrane transport. The coding region runs from base 167 to 2659 and encodes 830 amino acids. The transcript is spliced from 13 exons. Gene Ontology annotation, cellular component: membrane. The record is from RefSeq and is a predicted model, not a curated record. Lineage: Eukaryota; Metazoa; Arthropoda; Insecta; Hemiptera; Adelgidae.
GUGGCCGGUACGGGUGUGAACGUCACAAACAAAUAUUAUUACUAAUCGACCAUUUUUUUUUUGUACUUCUCUUUAAAUGUCGUAAAAGUGCGCAUUUUUUUAUUACAGAAAAUAUGCUAAGCCGUUAGCAGUUAUCGGUCGAUGCAAGGAUUAACGGCCGUUCGAAAUGACAAUUCAGAGAGCCACCUACUACGUACAGGUAACAAGGUCGGUGUCGAACGCAUCUUCGGCGAUGCGAGGCAAGCGCGAACCGUCGACACGAGCCGUCGUUUCGGAAGUGGCUGUGACCGAGCGGUCGUGUUACGGCGUUUUCCGUCAACUAGAGCCCGACGAUGGCGGGGAUAGGCCGGUCGACUUCAUUGCCGGCCGGUCACCGCAGCCGCCGUCACCGCCGGUAUCGGCCGACCGCCUCAGUCCGCGAGAGCACGCGUUCGCGUACGGCACCGAUUGCUGCGUUAACGACUGUGACGACGACGAUCGCGAUACGUUUUCCGCGUACUGUGAUACCGUGGUGACCAACAACAGUGUAGCGGCGUCCGCGGCCGGCGGCACCACUACGGGCGGCUGUGAAGACGACGACGGUCUCAGCGAUUUGGACACUGUCGUUUGGGACGAAUACGACUACACGGCGACAACGAGGACGCCGUCCGUGGCCGCCAACCUAGCGACGGACACCGCCGUCAAUACGGCCGAUCCGCGUGCCGGGGGUGCGGCCGCCGCUCCGUACAGCCACACCCCCAUGGGCUCCACCACAAAGCUCGUCGGCAUCGACACGAGCAGCGACGAUACGCCAAAGAUAUAUUGCUGCAAGUCAAAAUGUUUGCAAGGUUUUGGCACGCUCCUCAUGACCAUCUCGCUGUCGAUCAGUCUAGCCAACAUCAUAAGACUUCCCCGGAUGGUGUACCUGUACGGUGGUGGUACGUUUUUGGUGUCAUACCUGGCAGUGGCUUUAGUGUUCGGAGUGCCAUUGAUAUUUUUGGAGAUCACCCUCGGCCAAUUUUGUCAACAGGGCACCACUAAAUUAUGGCGGGCGGUACCUCUGCUAAAAGGCGUCGGUUUUGUCAAAGUCCUGGCUUCCAUGCUGUUGGCCGCAUACUAUCCGAUUAUAAUGGCGUUAUCGGUUUUCUACGGGACUCGCAGUAUCAUCGGAAGUAUACCGUUUCCGGAGUGUGGCAAUGCGAUCAAUUUUUAUCAGGGUUCGAUCGUUAAUAAGGGCGAGGAAUGUCUUCAGCAGACGUUUCUGAUGCCGCCGCACAUGAAUUGGCAGUGGAUCGUUAUGGACGUUUCGUUUAUUCUAAUCGUAUGGAUCGUGGUCGCUAUAAGUCUGAUAAAAAACAGCAAGUCUUAUAGGACGGCGGCGUUGCUCGUCGUGCCUGUCACUUUCGUGGCUUUGGCCAUUUUGCUGGCAAGAGGUCUGAACGCGGAUCGACGAGGACUGGAAAUACUGUUGGAGAUCCGAUGGGAUCACCUUUUGACGUUGGACAUAUGGUACCACGCGGUCGUGCAGUUUUUGUUUACCACUCAUUUGGGCUUCGGAAACAUCACCACGUGCGCCGGACGACUGUACUCAAAGUCCAAUCCUUUUUGGACUUCCGUGUUGCUGACUCUGUCCAGUGUGAUCGUAGGCGUUUGCAGCGUGUCCAUUGUGACCAUGUGGAUAUACGACAUGCAGAAAGCAGGCGCGGUCAUGUCACCGACCGCCGCCCUGUCCGAAGUCUGGUUUCUGACGUUCGUGUACGAAAUGGCCGCCAAAGGGGUGAUCUCGAACUUGUGGGCCACGCUAGUCUACGUUUUGGUCUUUUUGUCCGGAUUCCUUAGCUUGAUCGCGGCCACCUACACGGCCGUCGUAGGGCUGUCCGUCGAGACCAAGGAAAAGUGGAAGUGGUGGAUCCUGACGUGCACGGUCUGUUUUAUAGGUUUUCUCGUGGGCGUCCUGUGCCUGUUGCCCGAGAACCUGCAAGCUGUUCAUCUGCUGGACGAAUACGUGGUGGCUCGCAUGGUGGUCACGUCCACCGUUCUGGAGCUGAUCGGGUUUGUUUGGAUUUACGGGCUGGAAUCGCUUUCCAACGACUUUGAAUUCGUGCUCGGCUACAAGCUGUGCUUCCUGUGGAAAACCAUAUGGAUCGGCACCCCCGUUUUGUUCACGGUGCUGGAGAUCUGGAGUCUGUUCGUCAUGCCGCUGUCGCUGUCCGAACACAGCAGUCACGACUCCAUGUGGCUGUACGUUAUCGGCUGGUUGAUAUAUCUGUUCACGUGGUCUCUGAUACUGGGACUGGCCGUCUGGCAGAUAUCAGCCCAAGUAGAUUACAACGUGUCCCAGAAAUUCCUGAGCACCGUCAAGCCGUCCAGGAAUUGGGGACCGGUGGACACGAUCUACAGACACUGUUGGGUGCAGUGGAAGAAACAGUACCAGGUGACCGGCGAGAGGGACUUCACGUUGAGGCGUCGUGGCACCAGGGACUAUACACACUCCAUCAAGCGGGGAAAGCACGCCGCGCCACCGGGUACGGCGUACAGCAUAAGUCCUUCAUCGUUGGGCCGUACGUCGUCGGGUUACAGUACGGGCAAUUCGCCGGUGUCGCGCAACGACUCACAUUUGGACCGCACGCACGACCAUCUCCGGUGGAGCAGAGACAUGAAAGCCAUCAACUAUAUGUGAUCUAUAUUUAAAAAAAAAAAAAAAAAAUUAAUUAAUUAUUAAUUGUGGCAUCGACGCUUUCCACUUUUUAAAUAGUCUAUUAUUUCUUUUUUUUGUAAUUUUUAACUACUAUUAUGAUUGACAAGUGUUUGUAAAUUCGGUCAUUCUGAGCGAAUGGCUUUACGCUGUUUGUUGUGUUUACGUUGCUCGUCAAAGCGCAGGCUCGAGCAAGACGAGUUCGAGUUACCGUCAUAUUAAUUAACAAUGACUAAUCUAUUAUAGCCAAACAUUUUUUUUUUCGAAUUAAUUUUAUUAUUACACAAGUUAAAGGACUGAUUUGUACACAUUUUUUUUUUUUUUUUAGUUAUUUACACGUUCAAUAUUGUUGAACUGAAUUUUUAUAGCUACUACGUUAUUAUGUUGUAUAUAUAAUGAGAUAAUUAUACAAAGUUAUACGAUAGUGUUUUUUUUUCUAUAGAAUUUAAAUUUUAAAAAGUUGAUUUAUAAUAUAGACGGAAAUAUAAUUUUAUACAAAUAUUUUGCUCGAUA